AUGAUAACGAAGGCAGUAGAAGCUAGUGGAACAGUUACUAUUACAACUGUAACCCAGCAACUAUUUCGAACAAAGAUGGAUUUUAAUGAAUGUUUCAUUCAUCCAAAGUCAUUCUCUUUAGACCCUAACAUUUAUACAGAACUUGUAGAACAUUAUACAAACGAGGCUUUAUGUUUUCCUGUUAAAGUUAUGGAUUGGAUUCCUAUGGACGGUUCAUUCUCAAAGAAUACAGAUAGUUCAAGUGCAACAUUUACAGCAGCUUAUACGCCUAUUAAUGUUAAAAGUAUUUGGGCACUAUUUAGAAAGAAAGACAACUAUUAUGUUAAUUUUGAGAACCCUAAGUUUAAAUAUCUUCAGCUUUCCAUGGGAGCUUAUGGAAAUAUGCCUGCAGAACCUGAAAAAUCAUAUGGACCUGUAUUUUAUGAAAUGGUUGCGAACGCUUGCAAUACAAACAAUGAUAUGAUAGGAUUUAAUGAAGAUGUUAUGAGGUCAUUGGUGGAUGAUGGUAGUGUGGAACAUAAAUGGGAUAGCUAUGACAACACACAUUUCUUAUGUGGUUUUCCAACAGAAGUGGACUUUUGCUUCCAGCAAGGUCAAACAUCUACUGCUCCAAUAACAUACAAAUUGUCUGUUAAAGGACCUAUUGAACUAGCAACUGAAAAUGUACCAAAGCCACUUAUUGGAUUUAUGAGGGAUUGUUGCUUUGCCAUUCAGGUGCGUGCUAAUGGAAUCCCCAUAAUAAGAUUAGAUGACUAUAACUUAGCUACGGACGACAGUGAGGAAUAA
Molecule: messenger RNA, 786 nt
Organism: Trichomonas vaginalis G3
Lineage: Eukaryota; Parabasalia; Trichomonadida; Trichomonadidae
Exons: 1
Coding region: 1-786 (261 amino acids)
Source: RefSeq, a predicted model, not a curated record